Molecule: messenger RNA, 6943 nt
Organism: Dermatophagoides farinae (American house dust mite)
Lineage: Eukaryota; Metazoa; Arthropoda; Arachnida; Sarcoptiformes; Pyroglyphidae
Gene: r
Product: carbamoyl-phosphate synthetase 2, aspartate transcarbamylase, and dihydroorotase rudimentary
Biological process (GO): 'de novo' pyrimidine nucleobase biosynthetic process; L-glutamine metabolic process; L-arginine biosynthetic process
Cellular component (GO): cytoplasm; carbamoyl-phosphate synthase complex
Molecular function (GO): ATP binding; carbamoyl-phosphate synthase (glutamine-hydrolyzing) activity; aspartate carbamoyltransferase activity
Source: RefSeq, a predicted model, not a curated record
CUUCGAAUCAAAUAUCAAAAAGUGAAUUUUUUUUUUUUCGAAAUGUCGCAACAAGAAGCAUUGUUGAUCAUCAAAGAUGGACCAACAUUUACCGGCAUAUCAUUCGGUUAUCAAGAUAAAUGUGUUGCCGGCGAAAUUGUUUUUCAAACCGGUAUGGUUGGAUAUGUCGAAUCGAUGACUGAUCCAUCAUAUCAUAAACAGAUUCUUGUUUUCACUUAUCCAUUGAUCGGUAAUUAUGGUGUACCGAAUGAUAAGGAUCCAAAAUUGGAUGAAUUCAAUCUGCCCGUUUAUUUUGAAUCAAGAAAAAUAUGGCCCAUCUGUGUAGUGAUGAGUGAAUUAUCAUCGAAUUAUAGCCAUUGGAAUUCCUAUCAAUCAUUCGAUGAAUAUUUAUUGAAAAAUUUCGUCACUGGUAUUCAUGGAAUCGAUACACGACAAUUGACUAGAUAUCUUCAAGAUAAAGGUUCAACAUUGGCCAAAAUUGUCUACAAAACACAGGCAAUUGUUGAUUUUCCGUUCUAUGAUCCGAAUACCGAUAAUUUAGUCGAUGAAGUUUCAUUGAUAGAACCAAAAAUUUUUAAUGAAAAUGGAUUCCCAAAGAUAUUGGCCAUUGAUUGUGGUAUGAAAUAUAAUCAAAUUCGAUGUUUAGCUCGACGAGGUGCCCAAGUGAAAGUUGUACCAUGGAAUUGGCCAUUAGAUAAUGAAGAUUUUGAUGGACUUUUCAUCAGUAAUGGUCCAGGUGAUCCAUCAUUCUGUGGUAAAACCGUGGAAAAUAUUUCCAAAUUAAUACACGAUGGUGAACGACCAAUUUUUGGUAUCUGUCUUGGACAUCAAAUUCUAUCACAAGUUGCCGGAGCUAAAACAUAUAAAAUGAAAUUUGGUAAUCGUGGCCAUAAUCAACCGGUAUUGUUUCGUGAUCGAAUCAAAUGUUGUAUUACAUCACAAAAUCAUGGUUUUGCAGUGGAUGAAAAAUCAUUGUCCAAUGAUUGGAUACCAAUUUUCACGAAUGCCAAUGAUCAUUCCAAUGAAGGUAUUGCACAUCGUUGGAAACCAUUUUUUAGUGUUCAAUUUCAUCCUGAACAUAUGGCCGGUCCUGAAGAUAUGGAAUUUUUGUUCGAUAUUUUUAUUCAAUCUAUAAUCUUGUAUUUGGAAGGUGGAAAUAAUAUUCCAAUUACUGAGAAAAUUUCACAAUAUUUACUUACACCAUCACUUGAAUAUUCGCCGGAAAAUUGUCGUGCUUGUUAUCCAAAAAAAGUUCUUAUACUUGGUUCUGGUGGACUUUCAAUUGGACAGGCAGGUGAAUUUGAUUAUUCCGGAUCACAGGCGAUCAAGGCAUUGAAAGAGGAAAAAAUUCAAACCGUUUUAAUCAAUCCAAAUAUUGCCACUGUGCAAACGAAUCCAGGAAUGGCUGAUAAAAUCUAUUUUCUACCAAUAACAAAAGAAUAUGUAGCCGAUGUAAUCAAAAAUGAACGUCCAGAUGGAAUAUUUCUUAUGUUUGGCGGUCAAACUGCUUUGAAUUGUGGUAUUGAAUUGGAAAAAAGUGGCAUUCUACAACAAUAUAAUGUUCGUGUACUUGGAACACCGAUCAAAUCAAUAAUCGAUUCGGAAGAUAGAAAAAUUUUUGCCGAAAAAGUAUCACAAGUUGGUGGCGAAGUGGCUCCAAACGAGGCAGUUUAUUCAGUAGCUGAAGCAUUGGAAAAAGCAGAUAAACUUGGUUAUCCAAUUUUAAUUCGUUCAGCAUAUGCUUUGGGUGGUAUGGGUUCCGGAUUUGCUCAGGAUUCUGAUGAAUUAGUAAAAUUAGUCAAACAAGCAUUGGUUCAUUCAUCACAAGUAUUGAUGGAUAAAAGCCUAAAAGGAUGGAAAGAAGUUGAAUAUGAAGUAUUACGUGAUGCAUAUAAUAAUUGUAUUACCGUGUGUAAUAUGGAAAAUCUUGAUCCAUUAGGAAUACAUACUGGUGAAUCAAUUGUGGUGGCACCUAGUCAAACAUUAACGAAUCGUGAAUAUAAUAAAUUACGUACUAUGGCCAUAAAAGUUGUAAAACAUCUUGGUGUCGUUGGCGAAUGUAAUAUCCAAUAUGCAUUGAAUCCAUAUUCGGAAGAAUUCUAUAUUAUUGAAGUCAAUGCACGUCUUAGCCGCAGUUCUGCAUUAGCAUCGAAAGCCACUGGUUAUCCAUUGGCAUAUAUUGCUGCAAAAGUUGCUUUGAAUAUUCCAUUACCAUGUUUGAUAAAUAGUGUAACCGGGUCCACUACUGCUUGUUUUGAACCAAGUCUUGAUUAUUGUGUUGUGAAAAUACCACGUUGGGAUUUAGGUAAAUUUACCAACGUAACACAUUUGAUUGGUAGUUCAAUGAAAAGUGUUGGUGAAGUGAUGGCAAUUGGAAGAAAUUUUGAAGAAGCGUUUCAAAAAGCUCUACGAAUGGUCGAUGAAAGUGUUAUGGGUUUUGAAACGAAUUUGAAGAAAGCAACAAAAGAAGAAUUAGAAUGCCCUACGGAUAAACGAAUAUUUGCAUUAGCUGCAGCAUUGGAAGCAGAUUGGAAAAUUGAAAAAUUACAUGAAUUAACAAAAAUUGAUCUAUGGUUUUAUAAAUUGAAAAAUAUUAUCAAUUUUCAACAACAUUUAAAAUCUUUGAAAUCACUUUCAAAUGAUGAUUUGAUACGGGCCAAAAAACUUGGAUUUUCCGAUAAAUUUAUUGCCCAUUGUGUUGUUAGUCAUGAAUUGAUGAUACGAAAACAACGAAUUGCUAAUAAUAUUCGACCAUUUGUGAAAAAAGUCGACACCGUUUCAGCUGAAUGGCCUGCAUCGACAAAUUAUCUUUAUCUUACAUAUAAUGCAACCGAAUCCGACGAUACAAUGAUGGCCAGCAAUAAUAAUAACGGUGGCGGUGUUAUGGUAUUGGGUAGUGGUGUCUAUCGUAUUGGUUGUUCAGUGGAAUUUGAUUGCUGUGCUGUUGGUUGUGUACAAGAAUUGGCCAAGAUGAAUAAACGUACAAUUAUGGUAAAUUGUAAUCCAGAAACAGUUAGCACUGAUUAUGAUAUGUGUGAUAAACUUUAUUUUGAAGAAAUUUCUUUCGAAACUGUUAUGGAAAUAUAUGAUAUGGAAAAACCGGAAGGUAUCAUCUUGAGUAUGGGUGGACAAUUGCCCAACAAUAUUGCAAUGGAUUUAUUUCGUCAGAAAGCAAUUAUUCUUGGUACAUCACCAGAAUUUAUUGAUAGUGCAGAAAAUCGUUUUAAAUUCUCUCGAUUAAUGGAUGAAGUUGGUAUUAUGCAACCACAAUGGAAAGAAUUGACGGAUAUUGAACAAGCAAAAAAAUUUUGUUCACAAGUUGGCUACCCAUGUGUUAUACGUCCAUCAUAUGUGUUGUCUGGUGCAGCAAUGAAUGUUGCACAUUCAGAAAGAAAUCUAGAAAAUUAUCUUAAUGAAGCCACAGCUGUUAGUAAAGAACAUCCAGUGGUAAUCUCGAAAUUCAUUAAAGAAGCUAAAGAAAUCGAUAUUGAUGCUGUGGCCCAACAAGGAAUGUUAAUCGCAAUGGCUGUUUCGGAACACGUUGAAAAUGCUGGUGUUCAUUCUGGCGAUGCUACAUUGGUUACACCACCACAAGAUUUGAAUAAAGAAACAUUGACAAAAAUCAAGAUUAUUUGUGAAAAAAUUGCCAAAGCUUUGGAAGUUAAUGGACCAUUCAAUAUGCAAUUGAUAGCUAAAGAUAAUGAUCUUAAAGUUAUUGAAUGUAAUCUACGAAUAUCACGUUCAUUUCCAUUUACAUCGAAAACAUUGGAUUGCGAUCUGGUUGCAUUGGCUACACGUGUUAUAAUGGGCAUUCGUGAAACACCGAUCGAUUUAUUAUCGAAAUCAUCAAUGAUGGAUGAUCGUGGAAUCAAUAAUAACGCUCAUUGUUAUCGCCGAGUUGGUGUAAAAGUGCCACAAUUUUCAUUCUCACGUUUAAGUGGUGCUGAUGUCACAUUGGGUGUUGAAAUGGCUAGUACCGGUGAAGUUGCCUGUUUCGGUGAAAAUCGUUAUGAAGCCUAUUUGAAAGCAAUGAUUAGUACUGGAUUUCGUAUUCCCAAGAAAAGAAUUGCAUUAAUAUCGAUUGGUGCUCAUAAACAUAAAUCUGAAUUAUUGCCAAGUAUACGAACAUUACAUCAUAUGGGUUAUCGGCUAUAUGCUACAUUAGGUACAGCUGAUUUUUAUAAUGAAAAAGACAUUCCUGUUGAAGCCGUAGAGCUUCCGUUCCUUGAAGAUGAUACCAUUCCAAAUCGUACGAAAAUCAAUGAUAUUGCACAAUAUUUAUCUAAAAAAGAAAUUGAUUUAGUUAUCAAUCUACCGAUGAGAACAAGUGGUGCACGGCGUGUUUCAACACUUGGUUAUCGUUAUAGGCGAUUUGCCGUUGAUUAUGCUAUACCAUUGAUAUCGGAUGUAAAAUGUGCUAAAUUAUUGGUUGAAGCAUUGAAACUUAUUGAUAAUAACCCACCAUUGAAAACACAUAUCGAUUGUUUGACUUCGAGAAAAAUCAUUCGAUUACCUGGAUUGAUUGAUGUUCAUGUACAUUUUCGGGAACCUGGUGCAUCGGAAAAAGAAGAUUUUGAAUCCGGCACUUCUGCCGCUUUAGCUGGUGGUAUUACAUUAGUCGGUGCUAUGCCCAAUACAAAACCACCGAUAACGAAUCAAGAAACAUUGCAACAAGUUUUAAAUAUUGCUCAAACAAAAGCAAAAUGUGAUUUUGCUUUAUUCAUGGCAGCUACAAAUGAUAAUGCCGAUGAAUUAGCAAGCAUUGCCCGUUCCACUAGAUUUAUGGCUGUAAAAAUGUAUCUGAAUGAUACAUAUGGACAGCUAAGAUUGGAUUCAAUGAUUGAAUGUAUGAAUCAUUUUGAAAAAUUACCAAAAAACGUUCUGAUCUGUGUACAUGCUGAACGACAAACCACAGCGAUGGUGAUACUAUUAUCACAAUUAUAUGAUCGUCAUGUUCACAUUUGUCAUGUGGCACGUGAAGAAGAAAUUUUGAUGAUUAAAAAGGCUAAAGAAAAAGGAAUAAAUGUUACAUGUGAAGUGACUCCACAUCAUCUGUUUCUUUGUGAAGAUGAUAUUGAACAAAUUGGAAAGAAUCGUUCAAAUGUUAAACCAAAUCUUGUGACGGCUAAAGAUCAACGUGCAUUAUGGGAAAAUUUGUCCAUAAUCGAUGUAUUUGCAACAGAUCAUGCACCACAUUUAGUAGAGGAAAAAGAUUCCAAUCAAGCACCACCUGGAUUUCCUGGUCUCGAAACAAUGCUUGCAUUGUUAUUGACAGCUGUACGUGAAGGAAGACUUAAAUUGGAUGAUUUGAUUAAAAAACUUUAUUAUAAUCCGAUGAAAAUUUUCGAUUUACCAGAUCAACCUGAUACAUAUGUUGAAGUUGAUUUGGAUGAAGAUUGGAUCAUACCACAAGCAAUGUCAUUUACAAAAUCACGAUGGACACCAUUCGCUGGUCGAAAAGUCUACGGACGUGUAAGACGUAUUGUUUUGCGUAAUGAAGUUGCAUUUGUUGAUGGUAACAUCCUGGUUCAACCAGGAUUCGGUCGUAAUAUAUUACAAACAUUGGAAAAUAAAACUCCGGCCACCAAUAUACAUACAUUAAAUAUUGAAACAACAAAUAUUGAAGAAACAAUGGCAACACCACCAAUGAUUGAUGAUCAAUCGGGUGAUCAAAACAUUCCAACAUCCACCAAUACAUCAUUAUCCGUUUUGUCGGCAACAUUACAGCAACAGACAACGGAAAUUUAUUUGGAAAUGUUUAAAGAACUUGGAAUUAACGAUAAAUCAUAUUCACCAAGAAUACCAGCAAAUUUACCAACCAUUUCACAAGUGCAUGGUUUAUCUGGCAAAAAUGUUCUAUCCGUUAUGGAUUUUAAUCGUGAACAAUUACAUGAAAUAUUUAAUUUAGCACAUAAAUUUCGUAUCUGUGUAGCGAAAGAAAAACCAUUGGAUCGUGGAAAUGAACCACCUGUGGCUGUUGAAUCAAUUUUAAAGGGAAAAUUGAUGGCUUUGAUAUUCUAUGAAGUUAGCACCCGUACAUCAUGUUCAUUUGCUGCAGCGAUGCAACGUUUAGGUGGUGGUAUUAUCUAUAUGAAUAUAGAAACAUCAUCAGUACAGAAAGGUGAAACAUUGGAAGAUUCUGUAGCAGUGAUGUCAAAUUAUGCUGAUGUUGUCGUAUUGCGGCAUCCACAAAAACAUGCCGUAGAACGUGCAUCAAAAGUAUGCCUAAAACCAAUCAUCAAUGCUGGUGAUGGUAUUGGUGAACAUCCAACACAAGCAUUAUUAGAUAUAUUUACUAUACGUGAAGAAAUUGGCACCGUUAAUAAUUUAGUGAUAACAUUAUGUGGUGAUUUAGCCAAUGGUCGAACUGUACAUUCAUUAGCAAGAAUGUUAACACAUUAUAAAAUUUGGUUAAAUUAUGUUUCACCACCACAAUUACGAAUGCCAAAUGAAGUGAAAGAAUAUGUAUCAUCCAAGAAAAUCGCUCAAAAAGAAUAUGAUUCAUUGGAAUCGAUUCUUUCGGAAACUGAUGUUCUUUAUAUGACAAGAAUACAACGUGAAAGAUUUGGUGAUAUGAAAGAAUAUAAAAAAUACUGUGGUAUGUACGUCAUAACACCACAAUUGAUGACAAAAGCUAAAAAACGUAUGAUUGUAAUGCAUCCAUUACCACGUGUGAAUGAAAUAUCACCGGAUUUUGAUAAUGAUCCACGUGCUGCAUAUUUUCGUCAAGCUGAAUGUGGAAUGUACGCACGUAUGGCAUUAUUAGCUAUGGUGAUGGGAAAAUUUUAACCGUACACCGUCAUAAAAGUACGGAUAUUUUACUACCGAAAAUAUUUUCAAAUUGUCGUUCAUAAAUGAUACAAUUUUCUCCUGAAAAUUUUGAAAAAAAUGAAUCAUUUUGUUGCAUUGGAAAUUAAAAAACAAAAAUUAUAUUCACCUUUAA